Nestor notabilis (Kea) is the source of this 929-nucleotide messenger RNA. RefSeq names its product carbohydrate (chondroitin 4) sulfotransferase 11 (gene CHST11). Gene Ontology annotation, cellular component: membrane. Gene Ontology annotation, biological process: proteoglycan biosynthetic process; carbohydrate biosynthetic process. The record is from RefSeq and is a predicted model, not a curated record. The transcript is spliced from 2 exons. Lineage: Eukaryota; Metazoa; Chordata; Aves; Psittaciformes; Psittacidae. Gene Ontology annotation, molecular function: sulfotransferase activity. The coding region runs from base 18 to 929 and encodes 303 amino acids.
CUGCAGAAGAUGGGGUUAUGAGAUCAGUCUGGCAGGGGAAAGCUGGUCGCAGCCCACUCCAGGCCCUCUAUGAGAGUGACCAGUUUGAGCAGUCGUCGCUACAGGCAGUUCACCAGCAGAGACGGGAGCUGUUGAGCAACAUCUGCAACCGUUACACCCGCAAACGGCGUCUCCUGCACCCGGAUGACCUGCGGCACUUGGUGGUGGAUGACACGCACGGGCUCCUCUACUGCUACGUGCCCAAAGUGGCCUGCACUAACUGGAAGCGGGUGAUGAUGGUCCUGACGGGGCAAGGCAAGUACCGGGACCCACUGGAAAUCCCUGCCAACGAGGCGCACGUCUCGUCCAACCUGCGCACCCUCUCCGAGUACAGCAUCCCCGAGAUCAACCACCGCCUGCGCAGCUACCUCAAGUUCAUCUUCGUGCGGGAGCCCUUUGAGCGCCUGGUCUCAGCGUAUCGCAACAAGUUCACCCGCAGCUACAACACGGCCUUCCACAAGCGCUACGGCACCAAGAUCAUCCGGCGGCACCGGCAGGAGCCCAGCGACGCGGCGCUGGAGCGCGGCGACGACGUGCGCUUCGAGGAGUUCGUCUACUACCUGCUGGACCCACGGACACAGCGGGAGGAGCCAUUCAACGAGCACUGGGAGCGGGUGCAUUCGCUCUGCCACCCCUGCAUCGUGCACUAUGAUGUGGUGGGCAAGUACGAGACCUUGGCUGAAGAUGCCAACUACAUCCUCCAGCUGGUUGGGGCCGACACAAGCAUCAAGUUCCCGUCUUCGUCCAAGACCACCAGGACAACGGAUGACAUGACAGCCCAAUUCUUCCAGGACAUUAGCCCUUUCUACCAAAGGAGACUCUUUAAUUUAUACAAAAUGGACUACUUACUCUUCAACUACUCCAUCCCCUCGUACCUUCGCAUCCGAUGA